AUGUUGUUCCUCUACCCGCUGUUCAGUUUGUAUUCGUACAAAGAUAUGCCCCGUACCAGUGCCAAUGCUCGACUUCGAAGUAUUGCCCUCCGCACCUUUAUUGGCGCAGCUUCAACAACCGUAUCAAGUGUGGUCAAUCUCACAGUGUUGAUGGCACUCGAUGGAGAACCCGGAUGGGUAUGUCUCUUAUGUUGUAACUGUGACAUCCUCUUCUCUGCUGUUGUGAUUCAAUGGGUCACGACGCGCGACAACGCUGCCACGAGGACCAAUGCCGAGUACGAUAAUUCCGACCAUCGAAAUCGUGAAGGAUCUCGCGACACAGGAGUAUCAUCCCGCCGACGUGAUACAUUGAACAUGGAUGGUAUCAAGAGGGUUGUGAGUGUGAGCACCACACAAAACUUUAUCAAGAUGGAUGAAAUCGAUGUUACUUCGUACCCAAUGCAACCAGCCGGUGCCUUCAAGUCAGUAGACACCUUGGAUGGAGCCGAACGUGGAAAGGCACGAAAUGGAAGCAUGAGCGAUACAUCGACGUCUGGACUCGUUCAAACACCCGAUAUCGAACCAGCCAAUCCUGUUCUGGGUGUACGAACCGUCAUUGUUGCGGGCAGCAAAGACGGCCGGAGGACAUGA
Molecule: messenger RNA, 630 nt
Organism: Pestalotiopsis fici W106-1
Lineage: Eukaryota; Fungi; Ascomycota; Sordariomycetes; Amphisphaeriales; Sporocadaceae
Exons: 4
Coding region: 1-630 (209 amino acids)
Source: RefSeq, a predicted model, not a curated record